AUGUGCCCUCAAGUUUUGUCGAUUAUACAACUGAGCAAUGAUGGAUUUGAGAUCCCCAAGAUUUCUGCUGAUGAGCCCAUUGGGUCAAUGAUCCGGAAGCUUUCGAAGUACAUCAUUCAAGCGAUUCCAGAUACACCAUAUAGUUUUGACCAGAUGCGGGGAACAGCAGCAGGGUCCCCUUUAAAGAAACUAGCAAUAUCUCUGGCUGAUGAAGUACAUAACCCUGCUCUUAUCAAAGCUCUAAUGGAUAUCAUUGAAUAUAUGCUCGAUGAACUUCCGGACACAUGGACCCUGCCAACAUCUGAAGUUGGUAUCCAAAGCUAUGCUGAAGAACCAUUCAGCACGCAAAAAGCAGACUCAAGUCAAGAUGACUAUGAAUGCAGACCACUGUUAUAUCACGCUAGACCUUUUUCGCGUCUUUUUGGUUAUGGAACAAGGACCGUUAAGAAUUCGCAGCGAAGCAGCUAUAACACCGGUGCAAACCCUUCGGGAUCUGAAUUCGAAUCCGACGAAUAUGGCAUAUUUGCCGGUUUUAACGCUCUGGAAAUCGCGAUAAUUGCAAACGCAAAGAAGUUCGUAUCGCAGACAGUGGUCCAGAAAGUAGUCAAUGGGAUGUGGACGGGAGAAAUUAUAUUGUGGGAUACUUUGAGCGUUCAUUCAAAGAGAAAAGCACAGCUGUUCCACAAAAGAAUGACCGAUCCAUAUUGCCGAUUACGGGUCCCAGUCUAUCGCAAAACCCUCGAGGCUGUGUUUUUCUUGUCAUUUAUAGCUUUGUACUACUAUGUUCUGAUGGCUAGGGACCCUCUGCGAAUCAGCCCCGUCGAAAUAUUGCUGGUCUGCUCCUUGAUGAGCCUGAAUUCUUACUUUGGUAGCUUGACGAAGGCCCUCCUAAAGUUUCUCCCUGUGGUCGCGAUCCUGUAUAUUGGCUUUCUCACCACUUUCACGAUGUUAGCACGGGAUCGAUUGACAUUGCUGGAGAUGUCAUGGAUUUUAGUCAAAGCCUUCUUUGGGUUGGAUGCACGUGGAUUUAUUUCGCCUCUUUUCGGCUAUCCUCUUAUGUUGGUAUUCGUCUGCAUGACGAACAUUCUCUUGAUAUCUGCGGUUACGAGGUUAAUGAGCUUGAGCCUAACAGAGAUUAUGGCCCAUGCUCGAGAGGAAUAUCUCUUCCAUAAGACUGACAUCGUUUGCUGCAAGAACCUGAUACCGCUUUUCUGCAUUCGCCCUCUCCGGCUAUUCUUAUCAAAUGAAUCGAUCCGCCGAGUCCGUAUAGUCCUGUUGAAGGUAACUCACUCGCCAUUUGUGGGCAUCAUUCUUGCAUAUGAAAGUAGUAGACGCUAUGUCACUCGGAAGAACCUCCCUUCAGUGGCAACUUCGUCAUCUCUUUCCCUUGCGGUAAGUCAAAAAAGAAUUACGGCGCACAAAGUGUCACUGUGUCGUCCUCAAGACUUUUCUCGCCCUGCGCCUUUGCCGGUGAGAGAAAGGGUGCCUACGACUCCCAGCCAUUCCCUAAGUGGAGGAGAUCCGGGACCGACCGCGGGCCCAGUUCGUCUGGCGGAUGUGGUCCAAACUAUGGAUGGCCUACGCAGCCAAAUCGAACAGUUAGCUGCAGCUAUUUCUUCCAACAAGGGCCAUUGA
This is a messenger RNA of Histoplasma mississippiense, 1635 nucleotides long. RefSeq lists its product with no specific name. Lineage: Eukaryota; Fungi; Ascomycota; Eurotiomycetes; Onygenales; Ajellomycetaceae. The transcript is spliced from 12 exons. The coding region runs from base 1 to 1635 and encodes 544 amino acids. The record is from RefSeq and is a predicted model, not a curated record.